This is a messenger RNA of Cuscuta campestris, 1111 nucleotides long. NCBI's taxonomy places the organism in Eukaryota, Viridiplantae, Streptophyta, Magnoliopsida, Solanales, Convolvulaceae. The record is from the annotation of a GenBank genome assembly.
AACUACCUCAUAAUCUCAUAUACGCUCUGAACGACUAAACCCUGAAAAAAAUCAUCAGUUGAAGUGUUCAUAGAGGUUGGAAUGAUGCCGCAAAGUGCAAGGAGAAGCAGAUUCAUCUUCAGCGCUUUGAGAUCAUUCAGAAAGUCGAACGAUUCGUUGCAGAACGCCGCUACUAAGAGUUUUUCUGGUUUGGGCAUUCGCGAAUUCUCUUCUCUGUCAUCAGAAGCUUCUUCCUCGAAAGGUUCUGCACGGAGGGUCAUGCCUGAAGGUGAUGGACUUCCUUUACUAUCCAGAGGUUGUUCAAAUAUGAACCAUGUAGCACACUUUCGGGCACCAUUUCAGGUUGCCAAUGCCAAACAUGCAAGCUUCAAAGCACCUUACUUUGCUAGAAUGUUUGCUUCAAAGGCUUCUGAGUCAUCAUCUGGACAAAAGCAAUCAGAGGCACGAAAGGAGGUGUCUACUUAUGAUAAUCCGUUUGAUGCUCCCACAUAUAAUAUCCCAGAGAAUCCAGUGUCAUUUACAGAGGGAGCUUCCUACAGUAUUGCCAUCCUUGCGGGAUUAGGAGUCGCUGCUGCUGCAGGAUAUGCUGUUUUCAAGGAACUUGUCUUUCAACCGAAGGAGUACAAAAUAUUUGGGAAGGCUCUCGAUAGAGUUCAAAAUGACAGCCAGGUUCGGGUGAGAAUUGGAUCUCCUAUCACGGGCUAUGGGUCAGAGAGUAGAAACCGUGCGGCCCGUCAGCGCAUUCCACACCGAAUGUGGACUGAUGAAGAUGGAGUUGAGCAUGUUGAGGUGAACUUCUAUAUCCGGGGUCCGCACGGCGCUGGCAAAGUAUUUGCAGAGAUGUUCCAAAACGAAGAGGAGAAGCAGUGGAAGUUCACUUAUUUGAUUGUCGAGAUCCGUUCGCCUUCGCGCACGCAACUCAUGCUCGAGUCUUAUGUCCCGGCAUGAAUGAACAGUAGUUACGGUUAUGAACUUUUUUACUUUUACCGGGGGCCGUGAACAAGGGUUAAUUCUUGAAUGGGCAUGUUUUUGUUCUUGUGAAAUGAGUGUGGUGUUUGUGUUUGGAUCUUUGGAAUCCCUUGUGCUUUGACAAUGAAAUAUAUAGGUGGGG